Hydractinia symbiolongicarpus is the source of this 329-nucleotide messenger RNA. RefSeq lists its product as uncharacterized. Lineage: Eukaryota; Metazoa; Cnidaria; Hydrozoa; Anthoathecata; Hydractiniidae. Bases 27 to 329 code for a protein of 100 amino acids. The record is from RefSeq and is a predicted model, not a curated record. The transcript has 2 exons.
CGAAUAACAACCCAGAACGAAGAAAAAUGUGGAUAAGUGCAUGUAAAAGGAAAAACAAAGAUGGUACUGCUGACUGGAACCCAACUGGAAAAAAUGUUUAUCUCUGUGGGAAACAUUUUACAACUGGGAAACCAGUAAAAGAUCCUGCACAUCCUGACUACAUACCAACUAUAUUUGUGUAUACACAAAAUGAUUCAGAAAAAAAAAAUAGAAAGAUUCGAGUCAGCCAAAAAAAGAAGCCUAGCAAAAGCAAGAACACCCGUCGCACCAAAAAAACAGCGUACCUUAAAUUUUGUUUCACCAGGAAAGCCACCAUUACAGCAAAGUAA